CCCCGGCGAGGAGGCGGCGAGGGCGACGUCGUCUCGUCCUCCUCCCCGUCUCCCCGAGUUGCCGAGCUCGUCUCGUCCAUAGAAACGCAGCGAAUUCUCGCCGGAUUUCUCCUCCUCCUCCGUGUUCCAAUCUGCUCUGCUUUCUCGGCUCGUGCUGGAUUACCAGUAGCAAUCACUGUUUCGGCAGGUGGGGGGGAUCGUCGGCGUACACCAAUCCGCCGUGGUUGGAGGUGGUGGUGGUGCAGCAAUGGUGGAGGUGGGGGGAAGGGUGAGGGGGUUCGUGCGGAACAGGUGGCUGGUGUUCGUGGCGGCGAUGUGGAUGCAGUCGUUCGCCGGGGUGGGGUACCUGUUCGGGAGCAUCUCGCCGGUGAUCAAGGCCUCGCUGGGGUACAACCAGCGGGAGGUGGCGGGGCUCGGGGUCGCCAAGGACCUGGGCGACAGCGUCGGCUUCCUCGCCGGCACGCUCUCCGCCGUGCUCCCGCUCUGGGCCGCGGUCCUCGUCGGCGCCGCGCAGAACCUCUUCGGCUACGGCUGGGUCUGGCUCGCCGUCACCCACCGCGCCCCCGUGCCCCCGCUCUGGGCGAUGUGCAUUCUUAUCUUUAUUGGUACUAAUGGUGAGACAUACUUCAAUACGGCUGCUCUCGUCUCAUGUGUUCAGAACUUCCCCAAGAGCCGUGGACCGAUUGUCGGUAUCCUCAAGGGAUUUGCUGGUUUGAGUGGUGCAAUCCUAACGCAGAUGUAUGCGAUGAUACAUUCACCUGAUCAUGCGGCAUUGAUCUUCAUGGUUGCUGUUGGUCCAACAAUGGUGGUUAUUGCGCUAAUGUUCAUUGUCAGACCAGUUGGAGGACACAGGCAAGUGCGGCCUUCUGAUGGUACAAGUUUCACGUUUGUAUACAGUGUCUGCUUGCUUUUGGCUGCUUAUCUGAUGGGUGUGAUGAUACUGGGGGACCUUGUCGACUUGAGCCACACAGUGAUGGUCUUGUUGACCAUCAUUCUAAUCGUCCUCUUGAUAGUUCCAAUAGUCAUCCCUGUGAUACUCAGCUUCUUCUCAGAUAACGAUGAGAGUGCCUAUGCAUCACUGUUGCAAUCACCAGGGAAAGAAGAAGCAAGUGCGUCAACACCAUCUGAAGAGCAAACUGAGGUUAUAUUCAGUGAGGUGGAGGAUGAAAAGCCAAAGGAAGUGGAUCUACUUCCAGCCUCAGAGAGGCAGAAGAGGAUAGCUGAAUUGCAGACAAAGCUAUUCCAGGCAGCUGCUGUUGGCGCUGUCAGGGUCAAGAGGAGAAAAGGUCCACGAAGAGGAGAGGAUUUCACAUUGAUGCAGGCAUUGAUCAAGGCAGAUUUUUGGCUACUAUUCUUCUCCCUUCUGUUGGGAUCAGGAUCAGGUCUUACUGUGAUAGAUAAUCUUGGGCAAAUGAGCCAGUCAUUGGGUUAUGAGGAUAGUCACAUUUUUGUCUCGAUGAUUAGCAUCUGGAACUUCCUUGGACGCAUUGGUGGGGGCUACUUUUCAGAGCUUAUUGUCAAGGACUAUGCAUAUCCAAGGGCUAUUGCGUUAGCGACAGCUCAAGUAUUUAUGGCAUUUGGGCACUUCUCCUUUGCAAUGGCUUGGCCGGGUGCAAUGUACAUCGGCACACUGCUUGUUGGUCUUGGCUAUGGUGCCCACUGGGCAAUUGUGCCAGCUGCAGCCUCCGAACUCUUCGGCCUGAAGAACUUCGGAGCAUUGUACAACUUCCUUACCGUCGCGAAUCCAGCAGGCUCCCUUGUAUUCUCAGGCAUUAUUGCCAGUGGCAUAUACGACUCUGAAGCUGAGAAGCAGGCUCACCAGCACCAUAACUCGACAUUGCUGGCAAUGCCUGGGAGAUUGCUUGCCAUGGCCUCGGAUGCUACUCAGCCAUUGAAGUGUGAGGGGGCCAUCUGCUUCUUCCUUUCGUCUCUGAUCAUGUCUGGGUUCUGCAUUGUUGCUGCUGUCCUGAGCUUGAUCCUCAUCUACCGGACGAAGAUUGUGUACGCCAAUCUGUAUGGGAACCCCAGGACAUGAAGAAUAUCAUCAGUCAAGACCCAGAAGGAAACAAAAUUUAUAAAUGUUAUCAACGCAUAUACUACUAUCUCGGAUUUUCACCCCAAGUCCUGUUGAUUCGUUGGAGAGCAGAAGGGUGAAGUUUUGUUAUCUUCCUUCUGUUUCUGAGAGGCAUUCUUGCGCUAUCAUAAGUUAAUGAAGUUAUCAGUGGCUACUGAAAGAACGAUCGUUGUUCAGUAUCUUGAAGUAUCGACGUGUACCGGUGCACGGUGGAGAUGUGUUUUGCUUUUCAACUUUUGCUGUGUAAAAACUUUAAAAAUCGCAUGUAUACAUGUACAAAUAGCGUUGCUUUGUCAAGGAGGAACAUUGUUCUUUCCGGUAUGUUGAUAUAUAAUGAAGUGCUUCUCAUAUGAGGGGGAAAACAAGAGAGAGAAAAGUUGAUCAUC
Messenger RNA from Oryza sativa Japonica Group (Japanese rice), 2460 nucleotides. RefSeq names its product protein NUCLEAR FUSION DEFECTIVE 4. Gene Ontology annotation, cellular component: membrane. The record is from RefSeq and is a predicted model, not a curated record. NCBI's taxonomy places the organism in Eukaryota, Viridiplantae, Streptophyta, Magnoliopsida, Poales, Poaceae.